AUGGCGACGGCGGGCCCGCGGGCGGGCCGCAGGGUGCGGUUCGGUCCCGCGGCGCAUUCCGUCUACACGUUCUACGCCGCAGGUCCGCAGCCGGCCGCGAAGCCGCGCGAGGCCUGCUUCCUGUGUCUCAGCGAGGACAUGUUCGACCCGGCCGAAGUGUGCGAGAGCGGCAAGAAGUACUGCAGAUGGUGCAUCUUGCUCUACGAGGAAACUCAGAUUGGACGCCUCGAGGACCCCCUCACGCUGUCGCCGAUCCGCCGCCCGCCGCGCCUGGCGCCGCCCACGCCGGCCGCGACCGCGCCCACGGCGGACGACGCCCGCGCCGCGCGCCGGCGCGUCGUGGGGCGGUGGUGCGCGGCGAACGAGCCGGGCGACGCGACGGUGUGGCGCGCCGCGUGGACGCCGCUCCUCGGCGCGGACGCUCUCGCGUGGCUCGACCCCAUCGCCGCGCGCAGCAACACGGGGGAGUAUUUGAUACACCUCGGGGGGGCGUCUGGCGGGAAGCUCACGCCCGACGAAGGCUGGGCGCUCGUCGACGCCGUGCAGGCGCGGUGCGCGAGGGCCGGGGUCGACGGCGAGCGUCUGCCGCGGAGCGCAGAGCUCGCGGGCAGUGCGCCUUCCUGGCUCGGGGCCCUGCGGGCCGCGCUGUGGCGCGGCGGACAGGCGGAGUGGGCGGUCGGGGAGCUGCUGCGCCGCGCGAACAUCGGGCCGCGGCACCCGCGCCGGCCCGUGCCCACCGCACUGCUGACGGACGCUGCCGUCGCGGCGCUGCGAGCCGCGGAGGAGGACGUGGGGUACCGGCUGGGCGUGCAGGGCGCGGCGCUGGCUCUCACGCGGCUGCUGCGGCCCGGGCGGACUCAGGGUACGCGUCGCGACGGAGCGGCGCGGGCGGGCGCGAUCGGCGUGCUGUGUUCGCUGGCGGAGGGGGCUGCGACGGACGACGACGCUGCGGAGGCCGUAGGGUGGGCGAUCGCGGCGGUGCUGGGCCGCGGCGGCGCGCACGGGGCGCGGCGAGAUGCCGCGAGCCGCGCGGGCAUGGCCAGCCGCCUCGCAGACGCCCUGGCUGCGUCCGCCGCCGAGGGCGGUCGGCGCGCGCUGUGCGAGGCGUCCGUGGCGCUCCUGGGCUCCGGCGGCGACGGCGGGCGUCGCCGCGACGGCGCGUGCCGCGCGGGGCUCCACCUCGCCCUCACCGCCGUGCUCGAGACCAGCCUGUGCGACGGGACGCGCGCCGCCGCCGCCCGCGCCGUCUCCGCGCUGGUGUGGCCGACCGAGGUGCCGUUCGGGUCAGAGGACGGCAGCCUGGCGCUCCAGCGCGAGGAGCUCGCCGCGACCCGCGAGGGCAUCGCGGCAGCCCUCGGCGCGGGCGGGCCGCGCUCCUCCUCCGCGCGCCGCCGCGACGCAGUCCUGCGAACGGGGAUGAUGCCGGCGCUGUGCGCGGCGCUCGCGGGCGCGGACUGCGACAUGGCGCGUGUCGCGACGGCGGGCGCCAUCGUGGACGUGUGCGGCGCGGGCGACGCAAUGGAUCCGGCGUUUGCGGUGGGGCGCGCGGCGGCAGUGGCGGCGGGCGCUCUGGGCGCGCUCGGCGCGGCGCUGCGGGCGUGCCGCUGCGACCUGGCGCGGCAGGUGCUGGCUACCGCGCUCGCGCGGCUGCUCGAGCCGGAUGUUGGGGGGGAGGAGUAUUCUUGGCGGGACGCUGCGCAUGAGUCAGGCGCGGUCGAGGCGCUGGUGGCGGCGAUCGCGGCUGCGCGGAGCCCGAGUGCGCUGCAGGCGCUCGCGCGGGCCGCGGGGGCGGUGCUGGGCGCGGGCGGCGCGACGGCGGACGCGCGGCGGGUGGAGGCGACGUGGCGCGGGCUGGGCGGGGCGCUGGGCGCGGGGGCGGGGGAGGCGGGGGAGGCGGGGCGCGUGGUGCUGCGGAUCCUGAGGGAGUACGAGGAGCGAGGAGCCUGGGGCCCGUCCAUCAUCGUGGGAGGGAGCGUGUUCGCGGCGGUGUCGGUCGCGCUCAUCAAGGGGCUCACGUCGGGCGACCCGGAGAUGUGUCAGGCGUGUGGCGGCGCGGGCGGGGUGCGGUGCUUCGCGUGCGAGGGGACGGGGAAGAUGGGCGGCAUGGACGCGGACGCGCUGCGCGAGAAAACCAAUUCGCCGGCCUCGCUGAUGGAAGCCAACCUCGGAGAGACCAACCCGCGCGAGUGCAAGGCCUGCAAAGGGUCCGGCCUCCUCCUGUGCGCGAAAUGCAACGGAACGGGGUACUCCAAGCGGCUGUGA
Molecule: messenger RNA, 2262 nt
Organism: Pedinophyceae sp. YPF-701
Lineage: Eukaryota; Viridiplantae; Chlorophyta; Pedinophyceae
Source: the annotation of a GenBank genome assembly